This is a messenger RNA of Penaeus chinensis, 1198 nucleotides long. RefSeq lists its product as uncharacterized. The record is from RefSeq and is a predicted model, not a curated record. The transcript is spliced from 2 exons. Lineage: Eukaryota; Metazoa; Arthropoda; Malacostraca; Decapoda; Penaeidae. Gene Ontology annotation, molecular function: sequence-specific DNA binding. The coding region runs from base 287 to 802 and encodes 171 amino acids.
GCCAUGAUGGAAUGUCUGUUAACCCUGCAAUAUUUUCACCAAAAAAUAUUAUUCAUCCAUCCCGCCGUUUUCGUACAACCCACAUGCAAAUAUGCCCUAUUCAGCGUAGCGUGAAAACACUGCCGGCAAUUAGACCAAGCGCCCAUUGUGUAUUGUGACGUCACACGAGGCGUUCGGUCGGGGAAUACCUCGAUCGCCAUUGACUAUUGUGCUGUGUUGUUGAAUAGACCUCGUCGAGUUUUGGAGCUAUUAGUAUUAUAUCGCGAUUUUGGUGACAUCUGUGACAAUGGUUUACACCUGUGUCGUUUAUGGAUGUACAAAGAAGUCGGAAGUGGGCGUCAGGACGCUUCAUGAAUUUCCAAAGGACGCAACAUAUUUGAAUGCCUGGAGGCGGUUUGUUAAACGAACUCGGGCGCAUUGGAAAGGUCCUUCCACUUCAACUCGACUGUGUAGCGAUCAUUUCGACCCAGAAUGCUACGAAAAUUGGCUAGCGUGGACCAUGGGGACAGUGAGGAGGCUUGAAUUAAAACAAUUUCAAGUUCCUACGAAAUAUCCGGAGGGUACAUGCAGUACGCUAGCCUCGCCAGCAGUGAUGGCGAAAAACUUGACGUCUCCGGUACCAGCGCCUACCACGCCUGUGGAUGCAACCACGCCCGUACGAGCUACGAGCACGAAGAGGAGACGUCCAAGUAGUGCUUCCCGCAAAAGGGAAUUGAUAAGGCUUUGGGCCCAUACUCAAGAAUAUCCCCGGGACCCAACAGUCGAUUCCGAAGAGAAUCUCCAAUAUGGCGGCUGCACGUGAACAAACACUGAUCGUUAUUCACUGUUGUCGAGUAAACGGUAGAGGCACAUGAAAUCAGUAUUAGCGACUCUUUUGCGGCUCUUUACGGGAAACCGAUUAACGACCGUGAAAGCCGAACUUGGUCAAGCACAAUUUGUGGGGGGCUCUGAAUUUUUUUUUCAUGAGUACGGCCCUUCGGCAAACUGCAUGGUAUAGAAAAAUGCAGAGGAUAUGGAAAUUCAUAUGGUGUGACUCGUUUGCAAUUUGUGAUUAAUAUUGGUCAAAAAAAUUAAAUCUUGUUAUAUGAUGAAGGCAAAUGCCGUUGUGAAUUUGGUAUUUUGCCCAUUGUCUAGAUUCCAUUCCAGAAAAUAGGCAAUGGCAAUUGGAGUUAUAAAAUCAAUAAAUCAUUAUAAAACA